This is a messenger RNA of Cercospora beticola, 1210 nucleotides long. Its product is annotated as LOG family protein. The record is from RefSeq and is a predicted model, not a curated record. NCBI's taxonomy places the organism in Eukaryota, Fungi, Ascomycota, Dothideomycetes, Mycosphaerellales, Mycosphaerellaceae. Gene Ontology annotation, cellular component: cytosol. Gene Ontology annotation, biological process: cytokinin biosynthetic process. Gene Ontology annotation, molecular function: hydrolase activity, hydrolyzing N-glycosyl compounds.
CAAGACAACACAUCGUGACACGGGAGAGCGCCGGAGCACAGAACGUGCCAGACUAAGCCCGUGGAGGGCAGAAGCAUGCUACGCGUAUCAACCAGUGGUAACGAUGCCGUAAAGCACAUGCUCAGUAAGCUUUGCCAUGACAAGAGUCAUUCACUUUGCAUUCCCAUUCACCCCUCCUCCGCCUCCAUACAUUCGCUUGACUCACCCAGCUCUGCCUUCCUCAUUACAUUCUAGACUUCUUCCGUCUUUCCUUCAUUCCUCCAAACCGAAUACACUCGCUACCACCAGAGUUAUACGCACAAUGACAGCCGACACCACGCCUGCUGCCAAUGGGGCAAAGAAGCCCGUGGUCUGCGUAUUCUGCGGUGCCUCCGCCGGGAACUCGCCUGCCCAUCUCGCCGCUGCCCGCGACCUCGCCAAAGCCUUCCACGAGAACGGAAUCAACCUAGUAUAUGGUGGCGGGACUGUAGGCGUCAUGGGCGAGGUUGCCAAAACCCUCGUGUCCCUUUCUGGUCCUUCAUCAGUCCACGGCAUCAUCCCCGAAGCACUACUCAAAUAUGAGCGCAAGGGCGAGAACGGAGAGACUGUCUCGCUGGAGAAAUUGAUCGACGAGAAGCUGUACGGCAAGACGACAGUUGUCAAGGACAUGCACGAGCGAAAGGCCAUGAUGGCCAAAGAGGUCAUUGAGUCUGGUCCUGGGGGCGGAUUCGUGGCUCUCAGUGGAGGCUAUGGAACCCUCGAAGAGCUGAUGGAAGUCGUGACAUGGAAUCAACUCGGCAUCCACGCUCGAGGCGUCGUUGUCUACAACGUGGAAGGCUACUGGGACGGUCUGCUCCAAUGGGUCAAGAAGUCCGUGAAUGAGGGUUUCGUGGGGGUGGGCAAUGCCAACAUUAUGGUCGAGGGAAAGACGGCCGAAGAAGUUGUGCAACAACUGAAGGACUACAAGAACGCAGAGGGGAGGUUCAAGCUGAACUGGGGCCAGAAGUGAAGAACCAGGCAGGAUACGGUCCUGGAGUCGGCUUCGCAGGGUGGCAUUGCCUUUCUAACAUAGCGAGGCGUUGUGGGUUUAGACAGGGAUGCGACAUUGGCGCUCAGAAUGCAGAAUGGGGCAUCGAGCACUUAGCACAGAUUACGACGAGAAGUAUGAAAUGAAAGAAAAUACAUGAACGUUCUGCAGUACGGCGAUUCUUUUCAACGACUGAAGCCUGCC